AAACAACAAAAAGAAUUAGAUUCUAGACGAGAUCUAAUAAAAGAGAAGCCGACGGGGGAUUGCGGCUGGUUCAUAAUCAUGGUCUGAAUUGAUGAACAGUUGAGUAGAGGCAACGGCAAGUGCAUCGGGAUCGUGACAGUACUGACAGUGACAGUAACAGUAGAUCCUAAGAGAUGGCCGAAGAAAAUGAACGCAGUGUUGUAGCUCAGAAAGUGCUGAUGGUAUUUGACUUCGACCACACCCUUGUAGAUGAAAACAGUGAUUUAUAUGUAAGAAAAUUGGCACCAAAUGGGGAACUACCAGAAGAAAUAUCCAGUUUGUAUCAAGAUGAUGGUUGGACGAAUUAUAUGGGUGAAAUUUUCAAAUAUCUUCACAGAAAUGGGAGUACUCCAGAAAACAUUCUGAACUGCAUGUCUGAAAUUAGCUUGACAGAGGGCAUUCAAGAACUCUUACACUUCACACGGAAAAGCACAUCGUUCGAACACAUUAUUAUCUCUGACUCCAACUCUGUAUUCAUUGACCAUAUUCUCAAAAAGAAUCAGUUGUCUUCAUUGUUCCGGACAUUUACAAACCCUGCUAGAUUUGAGGACAAUGGCUGCUUGAUCAUAGAACAGUACCACACCCAAGACUGGUGUCCCCUCAGUACUGUCAAUUUGUGUAAAGGGCAUAUACUGAAUGAGUUCAUCUCUGAAAGACAGCAGCAUGGUGUCACAUAUCAUCACGUCAUUUAUGUUGGCGAUGGAUUUAAUGAUUUAUGUCCAGGUCUGGCCCUAAGGCCACAGGACUUCUUAAUGCCACGAGUUGGCUUCAAGCUUCACAAAGUGAUAGAGAAAAUGGCAGAGAAGAAUAAGCCAGUGCCAAGGUCAAAGCUUGAGGCCUCUGUUGUGCCAUGGAGCAGUGGACUGGAUAUUUUACAGCACUUGAGAAAUCUUCCGUUUGUAAAAACUGGCCAAAGUUCCUAACAGUUGUAACCUUGCCAGCAGUGUGAAAUUAAGUAUUUUUUGCCUUCUUUAACGAGAAAACACCUCCUGGACUUCCAUUGUUGUUCGAUGCAUUCUUUAGCUGAUCUGAAAAUGGCAGUAGUGCUUGUCCUGUUAUUGGUUUGAUGUGGUGUGCUCAAGGAUUUUUUUCCCAGUGGAUAGGAGGUCCCUAGUACCUCACAAAUGAUUGAGUGGUACAGAGCUGAUGAAAUAUUUUCAAAAUACUAUUUUGAGACAGCUUGACUCUGCGUUGCUCCUGUGAGACUGAAUUCACACCCAGAUAAAAUGCACCGUCGAUGUUGGUACAGUCAAAGCUUACCUCCAUUGUAAAUGUAAUGUUAACUCUUCCUUCCACUUGUUUUUUCUGUACAGAACAAGCACUUUAAAAAAAAGUGAAGAAAAAAAUAUGGCAAAGCUAUCAAAAUUUACUCUUUAGUUCCAAUUCUACCAGGUUCACUGUCUUUGUCACACUAUUUUUUGGCCAGGCAGUAAUCAUGCUGUUGCAGUUUUCACUUGCCACUGCUCAUGUUGUCUUUUGUCAGAAGUUGAUGUUUACUGUAUUAUCCAAAGAGGCUCUUCUCUUUAAAAAAAAAUUAAUGUGAAAGAUUGUCUGUCCCAAAGAUUGUGUGUCCUGAUUAUGAAGAGGAAAUGAAUGCACAACCUCUAUAUAUUCAGAAUCACAUCCACUUUGCCACAUGUGGAUCUCGGGUAUCGGCAUAAAUUAAAUUUAUUUUCACUUGGUCCUACAGAAUUUCUAAAUAGAUGAAAUCCAUCUCUAUUGAUUUGCUAUGCAUUCUGCAUGGAAAUUGUGAGAGAGAGCAUGAACAUUUAGUUGUCUGUAAAUUUAAAAUGAACUUAUUUAGAAAAUAAUUUGCUUUUUAUUUGUGACAGUGAAGGUUAAUCCAUUGUGGUAUAAAUUCUGGAGAGAAACUACAGAGUGUAAUUUUUUAAUAGUAAUUAUGUGUUUGCUGUUUAAGUGCUCUGUUUCUCAUAUUCAUAUAUAUGGAAAUGUAUUUCAGGGAAAUACUAUAUAAUACAAAAUGGCCAUCUCAGAGUUUAUUGUUUGUAUAUAUAUUUACUCAGACUACACAGUGACGCAACAUUUCUAAGACAUUUGGAUGACUUCAUAUUUCCAAUUUUACUGAUUCCACACAUGGGUAAUAUGAUCUACUGACGAGCAGAGCAGCCUUUUCUUACACUUACGUAAUGAUGCUCUGAAAGUUUUUGGCUGGAAUUUCACUUCCUAUUUUAGCAGGACUUGUUCGUUAUCCAAGUUUACUAGAGAAGAAUUUGCUUUGCUUGAAAUGAACACUCUUUGUGCAAUAUGUAUGCUGUGUGAUUACUGGACAAUAAUGAAUAUUAAAUGGAAGUGUAUGUGUGUAAAUUUGUGACUUUGUAAAUAAAAUGUAUUCAGACAAUUAUAAAAA
This is a messenger RNA of Aplysia californica (California sea hare), 2407 nucleotides long. RefSeq names its product pyridoxal phosphate phosphatase PHOSPHO2. Bases 174 to 962 code for a protein of 262 amino acids. Gene Ontology annotation, molecular function: phosphatase activity. The transcript has 3 exons. NCBI's taxonomy places the organism in Eukaryota, Metazoa, Mollusca, Gastropoda, Aplysiida, Aplysiidae. The record is from RefSeq and is a predicted model, not a curated record.